GGGACGACGUUUCCCCCCGAAAAUUUACGGAAGUUUCGUGCGAAAAUCGUUUUUUUCCGGAACUUUUCGAACUUGUCUCGCUAAUUGUGAUCGUACUGUGCGUGUCCAGAGGAGUUCCAAAGUUUCCGGAUAUUUAUAUAACUGAAAAAGCCGGGGAGCAUGGAGACCGUCGUUCAAUAUUUACUCCUGGCUCUUGCAUUGACCUCAGUGCAAAUAUCCUUUACUGAAAGCCGUCUAAAUGAAAAACGCAGGGAUAAAACCGAAAGGAGAUAUCAUGCUGUGCAGGCUAAAGACAACAUGUGCGAAAUAACGAACAGGGAAUCGAAAGUGCAUUGCUACUGUGAAAACACUGAAGUGAAAACUGCAACGCGGGCCGAUUGUUGGGUGUUCAAUGGCGGUAUUGAUGAAACUGACCCAAUUUGGUCCAGCUUCACUUCGCAACCGCAUUUAGAGAGAUUAACGUUCAAUGUAAGGUCAGACGGGGCUCUCAAAUUCAUUCCGCUUCAAGUCAUUCAUCGUCUGAAAAGACUGCAAAAGCUUUUCAUUCAUUACGCGACGCUGAACAAAAUCGAAAAGAAGACCUUCACCAACAUGUCGACGAUCAGAGAAAUAACGUUAAUGAACGAUAAAAUAAUGGAGCUCGAUUUGUUCUCAUUUUCAAACCUCCCGGCGCUUGUAAACUUAACAAUAAAGGGGAACAAAGUAACUGAAAUACGGAGAGAUGUUUUUGUCGAUUUGCCGAGUCUGAGAUACCUCGAUUUGUCGUUUAACAGCAUUAGUCUGGCUCACGAUGGAUGUUUUGACCAUUUAAAUGUACUUAACGACUUAGUACUGGAGGCAAAUUUAAUUUCGGUCUUAACAAGAGAUACCUUUAAGGGUCUCGCAAAUUUGACCAGAUUGGAUCUGAGGUCGAACAAAUUGUCAAUGGUCGGCGACCUAACGUUCUCUGAAUUAUGGAAUUUGAAUGAGCUCCUACUGGAUAAUAACGAACUAACAUACUUGUCUGAAAGAGCCUUUGACGGUCUCGCUUUGCUUCAAAAACUAUCUGUGACUGGAAAUAAGUUACAAUCUAUCAACGAAGGACUUUUGGAGGGUGUCCGAGGACUUGAAUUGUUGGACUUGAGAAAUAAUGACAUAGAAUCAUUCACAUACGAGACAAUCAAACCAAUUCUCGAAAACUUAAAAAUGAAAACAUCCGUUUUAUAUUUAAGUGGUAAUAAGCUGAUCUGCGAUUGCCGUAUCUCCUGGAUUCAAGUAUUGCGAAACGAAACCAAGAGUGAACCACUCAGAUUGGCGCUCGAUGAAGUGACUUGCAUUACCAAUAAUAUCAAUACGAAUAACAAAAACACAAAUGCUAAUAACGAAGAUGUUACGAACAAAGAAAAGACAAUCAAUAAUGAAAAUACGUUUGAAGUUGAGCCAGAAGGUGAAGUUUUACAACAAGAUGGCAAUGAAGAAGAAUUAUACAGUGGUUCUCCAUCUUAUAAAUACGAAGAUGCAGUGAAUCCCAUUGGAAACCAAGUAGUUGUAGUUGACAUUCCACCUGAGAAUUUACGUUGCGCAGGGGAAGUAAUACAGAAUGGAGAAGACUCAUUGAUGUUAUCAUCAAAAGACGAAAGUUACUGGCAACCGAACUCGAGUCUCAAAAUACUGUCAAAUUUAUCUUUAGUGUUCACGUUAGUAACAGUAAGUUUAGUUCAGUAAAAAUUGUGAAUUGUGGACAUGAAAAUAAGUUUAUUUAAGAACUUUUACGCAACAACGCUGCAGUAGGUAUCGUUGCUAAUUAAAAUAA
Molecule: messenger RNA, 1792 nt
Organism: Maniola jurtina (meadow brown)
Lineage: Eukaryota; Metazoa; Arthropoda; Insecta; Lepidoptera; Nymphalidae
Product: connectin-like
Exons: 3
Coding region: 160-1704 (514 amino acids)
Molecular function (GO): protein binding
Source: RefSeq, a predicted model, not a curated record